Messenger RNA from Aspergillus versicolor CBS 583.65, 1826 nucleotides. RefSeq names its product putative lectin family integral membrane protein. Gene Ontology annotation, cellular component: endoplasmic reticulum-Golgi intermediate compartment; endoplasmic reticulum membrane; COPII-coated ER to Golgi transport vesicle. NCBI's taxonomy places the organism in Eukaryota, Fungi, Ascomycota, Eurotiomycetes, Eurotiales, Aspergillaceae. Gene Ontology annotation, molecular function: D-mannose binding. Bases 293 to 1564 code for a protein of 423 amino acids. The transcript is spliced from 7 exons. Gene Ontology annotation, biological process: endoplasmic reticulum to Golgi vesicle-mediated transport; Golgi organization; endoplasmic reticulum organization. The record is from RefSeq and is a predicted model, not a curated record.
CUCUUUUCUGCGCAACAGGUCUCUAACUCCAUCGCUAUUGCUCUUCAAUCGCCGUGAUAUUUGGGUGGGCCGUCAUCUUAUUGCCUUAUCUCCACGUACCACCGCGGAGCUUCGACGGGCCCCUGGCCAUAUAGAUCGUCUACAUUUUUCGCCCAUUGUCUCGGCCAUUUUAUACCGGCUUGCUUUGUUCUCUUAAUCGGAUAUCUGUUUACUGCAAUAGCAUCUCGCUACCCAAUUCUUCUUCCAAGACAGGACGUGGCGCCCAAGUCAUUACCGCUGAAUUAUAGACACCAUGAAGAUCCCUGCUUCGUCGUUCCUUCUCUUCGCCGCCGCCACGGCUCAGACGGUGAUUGAGUCUUCGAGCUUUGGUCAUGGCGCCAUGGUAGCACCUAGCCGUGACGGUGUUCCAGGUUGGGACCUCGGGGGCGAAGGACAUUCCCCUCAAAUUCUUUCCAAUAAAAUCAUCUUAACACCACCAUACCCAGGUAACACAAGAGGAUAUGCCUGGUCUCAAGCUCCGUUGUCCCAUCCGGAAUGGACAGCAGAGUUUCAAUUCCGAGCGACCGGUGUUGAGAGGGGUGGGGGGAAUCUCCAGCUUUGGUAUGCCAAAGACGGAAAGAAUAAAGUUGGCUCGGCUAGCAUAUACACCGUGGGCCAGUGGGAUGGUUUCGCCCUCGUUGUAGACACUCACAGUGGGAGGGGUGGUAGUGUUCGGGGAUUCCUCAACGACGGUACGACGGAUUACAAGAGCCACCGGAGCGUAGACAGCCUAGCCUUCGGACAUUGCGACUACUCUUACCGUAACCUUGGACGGCCGUCCGUUAUCCGCAUCAGACACACUAAUGCCGUCUUUGAGGUCACCGUGGAUGAGAAGCCAUGCUUCUCGACAGACAAGGUCAUUCUUCCUGCCGGAAAUACUAUCGGUGUCACAGCCGCAACCCCUGAAAAUCCAGACUCUUUCGAGGUUUUCAAGGUCGAACUGCAGACCGCUACAUCUCCUUUUGGAAAGGCUCCUCCUAUCCAACAGCAACAGCGUAGCAACGAUCAGCAGCCUCCUGUUGUUGCUCAGCCGCAAGGCGACUCUUCCCAGCAAGCGCAGGCCAUACCAAAUGAUGUGAACUCACUAAACACCCAGCUUGUAAACCUUGGAGCCCGUCUCCAGCUCAUCGAUAAGGCUAUUGCCAACACCAUGCGCGAUAUUUCAAGCCAGGGAUCCAAAUCUAAUACCAGACAAUCAGAGCUCCUCCAACGGCUCGCGACAAAAGACCAUGUUCAAGGCCUCGAUGUCCGCCUCCAAAGAAUGGAACAGACUCUCCUAACCAUUCAACGAGACCUUGAAGGAAAAGAUUACCGCGACAAGUUCAAUCAACUGCACGAGACGCUAAGAUCCUCGCAUCUCAGCCUGACCGAAAACAUCAAAGAUAAUUUCCUCAAUGUUAUCACGGCGUCUACCCCUCGCAUGGGCUUCUUCAUCUUCCUAGUCAUCGCGGUCCAAAUUCUCCUCGCCGGUUCAUACAUCAUGUACAAGCGCCGCCGCGCCAACAUGCCCAAGAAGUUCCUUUAAUCAUGCCCUGUACGAGUAAUGGAAGAUACGACACGAAUCUUUUCUUCACGUGUAUGGGAUUAGCCGGCAUCAGGUCUUUUCAGUAGUGUUAUCGUCUCAUGUUUUGCUCAUUUUGGCGCAUUUGUCCUGUAAAUUUGAUUAGCCUUUUGUUCGGAAUUAUCACAUGUAUAUUUACCUACUGGAAUUCCUCUAUACACCGUAUAUAUCGUUAUAAUAAUAUUAACAUGGGUAACACGCGACACGCUCAAGGUUCCCUUUUCCC